This is a messenger RNA of Gavialis gangeticus (Gharial), 2460 nucleotides long. It is a transcript of the gene FGGY, whose product is annotated as FGGY carbohydrate kinase domain containing. NCBI's taxonomy places the organism in Eukaryota, Metazoa, Chordata, Crocodylia, Gavialidae. Gene Ontology annotation, biological process: carbohydrate metabolic process. The transcript is spliced from 20 exons. The record is from RefSeq and is a predicted model, not a curated record. The coding region runs from base 654 to 2309 and encodes 551 amino acids. Gene Ontology annotation, molecular function: phosphotransferase activity, alcohol group as acceptor; kinase activity.
CGGCGCGGCGCAUUGUGGGCUGACGUAUUGUUUUCGAAUCUCCGGUUGCCCGCUGAAGAGGCGCCCGAGGGGGGCGGGGCUUCCUUCGGAGGGAUCAUAAGUAAAAAGAGUCAUUCUGAAAAAGGCUGUGCUGCAUCUGGAGAUCUGGGACCUACCUGAAAUGUGUACAUAUCUUGCUAGCACUUCAGUUUCAGCCAGGAAUUGGUGGACAGGAACACAGGAACAAAGGUUUUGCAAGCAGCCUGGCUAGGAUAAUACUUCAUUACAUCUCUUCAGGAGAGAGAUUCUGCCUAAUCAGGUGUACUGACUGCGAUGGUCCAUUAAAGGCAAUGAAGCUGCUCCCAAUAACACCUGUUGGGGAUCUGACCCUGGAGGUAAUAUAGCAGAUGAAAUCUCAUCCUUUUCAUGGUGAUGCAGAUCCUGGAAGAGACAGAGCAUCUGUUACUUACAAGAACUGUCUUCCUGUCUCAAUCUGGGAAAUGUGUAUGGGCUUCUGGAGCUGCAUCAACUUGUUUCUUUCCCAGAGUAUCUUCAACUGCAUAUUUGGAUGAAAUCCUAGCCCCUUUGAAGCCAAAAAGGAUUUGAGGGCCAGAGACUGCUUCCAGAGAAUCAGAAAGAGAGAACUGAAGCUGAGCUUUACAGGGUUAUUAAAAAUGCAUAGCAACAAGCAGGACCUGGUAAAUUACUAUGUUGGAAUUGAUGUUGGAACAGCAAGUGUCCGUGCAGCUUUAGUAGACCAGUAUGGGACAGUAGUGGCACAUGCGGAUCAGCCAAUCCAAAUUUGGGAACCCCAACCAGACUACUAUGAGCAGUCCUCUGAUGACAUCUGGGCUGCGUGUUGCACAGUGACAAAGAAAGUUGUCUGUGGCGUAGAUGCUGAGAGGAUUCGAGGGCUUGGUUUUGAUGCCACUUGCUCACUUGUUGCUGUGGAUAAGCAGUUUCAGCCCUUGGCAGUCAAUUAUGAAGGGGAGCAUACUAGAAACAUCAUUCUGUGGAUGGACCAUCGUGCCGCCAGUCAAGUAGCCAGGAUCAAUGGAACGCAGCACAGCGCUUUGAGCUAUGUUGGGGGAACGAUGUCUGUAGAAAUGCAGCCACCUAAAUUGCUGUGGAUAAAAGAAAACUUGCGAGAGUCUUGCUGGGAAAAAGCUGGCUACUUCUUUGAUCUUCCCGAUUUCUUAUCGUGGAAAGCAACAGGUGUCACUGCAAGGUCCCUCUGUACAGUGGUGUGCAAAUGGAUGUAUUCGUCAGAGGAGGGGUGGAAUGAUAAUUUCUGGAAGUUGAUCGACUUAGAAGAUUUGGUGGAAGAUAAAUAUGAAAAAAUAGGAAACCAAAUCCUGUCUCCUGGAACUUCUGUUGGAAAUGGUCUAACGCCAGAAGCUGCAAAAGACCUUGGUCUUCCUUGUGGGAUUGCAGUAGCAGCAUCUCUCAUUGAUGCACAUGCUGGAGGACUAGGCAUCAUUGGAGGAGAUGUGAAAGGACAUAACCUGCCCUGUGAAAAUCAGCCCAUUACCUCUCGGCUUGCCCUGAUCUGUGGAACAUCUUCAUGCCACAUGGGGAUAAGUGAAACCCCCAUUUAUGUGCCUGGUGUUUGGGGGCCAUAUUACUCGGCCAUGGUACCUGGAUUCUGGCUGAACGAAGGAGGCCAAAGUGCUACGGGAAAACUGAUCGAGCAUGUUGUCCAGGGCCAUGUUGCCUUCCCAGAAUUGCAAGAGAAAGCUGCUGCCAGUGCUCAAAGUAUAUAUACAUACUUGAACAGUCACCUGGAUCUGAUUAAGAAAUCUUUGCCUGUGGGUUUCCUCACUGUUGAUUUACAUGUUUGGCCAGAUUUCCAUGGUAACCGAUCUCCCUUAGCAGAUCUGACACUAAAGGGCAUGGUUGUUGGGCUCACGCUGUCUCAGGGCCUGGAUGAUCUCGCCCUUAUCUACUUGGCCACAAUUCAAGCCAUUGCUUUAGGAACAAGACACAUUUUGGAAACUAUGCAGGCUGCAGGGCACCGCAUCAACACGCUGUUUCUGUGUGGUGGGCUGAGGAAGAACCCCCUCUUUGUGCAGAUGCAUGCUGACAUUACUGGCAAGCCUGUUGUCCUGUCCCAAGAAGUGGAAUCUGUUUUAGUUGGUGCUGCUAUUCUUGGAGCUUGCGCUUCUAGGGAUUUUGCUUCCAUACAGGAGGCUAUGGAGAGAAUGGGAAAAAUUGGGAAAGUUGUGCAGCCAAACCACAAGCAUAAAAGAUUUUAUGACAAGAAGUACGAAGUGUUUCUGAAACUCGUGGAACAUCAGCAAGAGUAUAAAGCUAUCAUGCAAGGCAUUUAAUUCACAGUCAGAUAAUCUGGGAACUGUGGGCAUCCCAGAUUUUUCAGAGACUUGCAAAUGGGAGGUCAUGGUAAUUUCAUCUGAUUGUGUUAUGCGGUUUCAAAGAAAAUUGUACUUUGUUCUUUUUAAUUAAAAAUAAUCAAGUGCAUUC